GUCAGUUAAUUGUUGGACAUUCGCUGGUAUGGUUGGAAGUUAAAAAAAUUAAAAAAAAAAAAAAAACUUAUCACAUUAUACCUUUUAACUUUUUAACACAUUCGUCGUCUUGUUUCUUGGUCGCGCGUUUAUAAGUAUCUGCAAUUUUAUUUUGUUUAACUUUUUUGGCUGCAUUAACAGUUAUAAUUAUCAAUAUGAUAAUACUCGUUGUGUCGGGUUAAAUAAUAAUUUUCAUUAAGGAAGUGCAUCUAAAAUUGGGUAUAGAGUCGUUCGGGACCUGAUCAAAAUAUUAUACACCAUCACCACAAAGGGAAAGCCACCCCAAAAAGUAUCUCAAAGAGAGUGCCUGUGUUGAAUUUAAUUUUUUUUUUAAAUCAAUUGUUCUUUUCUGUUAUUUUUGUGAUCAGAAUUAAAAAUUAGAAAAUUUGAUAAAAAAAAAUUUGAAGAAGUAAAAAAAUAACUACUUUUUGUAUCUUUUCAAAAAAAAAAGUUACGCGCGUUCGGUAAAUUUUUGAGUGCGUUACUCUUUGGAUUUUUUUAAUUAUAUUUUUUUAUAAUACCCACUGCCAUAAUUGGAUUAAUUAAAAGCCAAACCAACAUGAUUAUAAGAAUAUUUUUAUUAGCAAUCGCAUUAAUAAAUGUGAAUAAUGCACAAGGACAAUUUCAUUCAUUUGGACAAAAUAUAAACACAGAAUAUGGACAGGAUUGUGCGCUCGUGCUAUCUGGACCAGGAAGAUCAUCUGUUUAUGAUUAUAAUGUUAAUCUCUUUAGAGGAUCAGUAAAUCCAUACUCUGGUGACAACACUUGCAUAACUUAUGAUGCAGUAAAUGCAGCUUACUUGGAUGCCAGGAAGAGAAUCCAUGUAUCAACACCAAAGGGCGAAUGGAAGACCGAAGAUAUUGCAACUGUUGGUGAAUUAUUAUUGGAUAUUUCAAUACAAUUAGCAAGAACAUAUGGAUUAUCAUACGAAGAAAUUGAAAAAGGACUUCCAACAAUUGAUACAUCAAAAACUCUUAUCCGAGAAGUUUGUCCACCCUUCUUUUCCGGAGUUGAAUGUCGUCCGGGCAAAUAUCGUCGUUUUGACGGAUUAUGCAACAACAUUGAACAUCCAACAUGGGGUGCAACUAUGUCACCAUUCCAACGUCUAGUCGGUCCUCUUUAUUCCGAUGGCAUAAAUGCGCCAAGAAUUUCUGUCACCGGAAGAGAUUUGCCAUAUUCGCGUGUUGUGUCACGUACAAUGCAUCCAGACGAUGGAUUCCAUGAUCACGCCGGAACUGUAAUGGUAAUUGCAUGGGGACAAUUUAUGGAUCAUGAUUUCACGCUCACUGGCACACCGCUAGAUCCAAUCAACCGUAACGAUCCGGAGGAAUGUUGCAAGCGGCCAUUGCACUUGAAGCACCCAUAUUGUAAUGAAAUUCGUAUUCCUGACGAUGAUUAUUUCUACAGAUUGUUCAAUGUCAAGUGUAUUGACUUCGUGCGUGGAUUUCCUUCACCUAGGCCUGGAUGUAGAUUGGGAUCUCGCCAACAAUUCAACACGCUAACCGGUGUGAUUGACGCCAACACAGUUUAUGGUGUAAAAGAACACUUUGCGCGCAAACUUCGCACAGGCUAUGGUGGUCUAAUGCGUAUGAAUCCAGUCUUCCAAGAAUAUGGUCUUAAAGAUUUGCUACCACUUAAAUUAGACAUCCCAGAUGAAGGAUGCACCCGACCCAACAAGAGUAUGUUCUGCUUUGAAGGUGGCGAAAUUCGUGUCAACGAACAACUUGUUCUCACCUGCAUGCACACCCUAAUGGCACGCGAACAUAAUCGAUUGGCUACCGCUUUGGCUGACGUCAACAAACACUGGGACGAUGAGACCCUAUUCCAAGAGGCACGUCGCAUCAACAUUGCCAUCGUUCAACAUGUUACUUAUAAUGAAUUUUUGCCAAUUCUCCUGGGCAAAGAAAUUAUGGAAAAGUUCGGUUUAGUCUUGCAAAAAGAUGGCUAUUGGGAUGGUUAUGACCCCAAGGUUAACCCUGGCAUUAUUGAUGCUUUCGCUGGUGCUGCCUUCCGUUUUGGCCACUCCCUAUUGCCAACAGCAGUCGAACGCUGGUCGAAAGCACACAAAUUUAUUGCUUCAAAGAGAUUGUCAGAUUUAAUUCGUCGCCCAUACGAUUUGUACCGUGCCGGUGUACUUGAUGAGUACUUCAUGGGCUUGAUGAAUCAAGUUGCCCAAGCUAUGGAUGACUCAAUCACACAAGAAGUCACGAAUCAUCUAUUUAAAAAGGAAGGUGCUAGAUUCGGCAUGGAUUUGGUCUCGUUCAACAUGCAGCGCGGUCGUGAGUUUGGCUUGCCCGGCUACAUGGAGUUCAGAAAGUUCUGCGGUCUGCCGACCUCGAACACGUGGGAUGAGAUGUUUGGUUCAAUGCCGAACGAGACAAUUGUCAGAUACGAAAGUAUUUUUGAACAUCCAGCAGAUAUUGAUUUAUGGUCGGGUGGUGUGUCAGAAAAGUCGUUGCCUGGAUCAAUGUUGGGACCGACUUUCGCUUGCAUAAUUGCAACCCAGAUGAGCUAUGUUCGUAGAGGUGAUCGUUUCUGGUAUGAGAUGCCAAAUCAACCGUCAUCAUUUACACCCGAACAAUUACAGGAAAUUAGAAAGGCGAAACUUUCACGUUUGAUUUGCGAUAAUACAGAUUUAAUAGAUACUAUUCAAAUCUAUCCAAUGGUGCUACCUGAUCAUGAAAUCAAUCCAAGGGUUCCGUGUAAGAGUGGAGUGAUUCCAUCAAUAAAUAUAUCAAAGUGGGCGGAUUAUGGUGGUUCGGAUUACUCACCGCCAGUUUAUCAGAAUUUCCUGAACGAAAUCCCCGACACACUGCUAAAGAAGAAAUAAAAUACACGUCAUUUAAAUAAAUCUAUCAAAAAGACGUGAUAUUCUGCUCUCUAAAUUAUAAAAAAAAAAAAACAUAAACUCACAUCAUGAAGUCAUUAAAUCCAUUUUAGACUUAAAGAAAGAACAUUGACAAAACUCUGCAAAAUCACAUGCGAAAUAUUAUUUAAGAAUUAAUUUAAACAAAAAUAGUUCAAUAUUUUUUUUCUAUCUUAAGCUUAUUUCUUACAAAAUUAAAAUUAAAAUAUGGUUUAGUUUUGACGCAGAGGAAUAUAUUCCAUAUUUAGUUUUUUUUUUUUGAUAAAUUUUUAAACAAUUUAAAUAACAUUCCUUCACUUCUUAUCUAAUCUAAGUCACCUAAUCGGAUUUUAGCUGAUACCUUUAUAUACUCCUUUACCACACUGUUUAUUAAUUUUAUACUUUUCAUACAAGAAAUGCUAAAAUUGUUGAACAAAAUAAAAAUGUCUUAAGUUUGUAAAUGAAAAUAUAUAAAAAUAAAAAUCAGCAUUAUUUUGUAACUUGCAGCCAUUUAAGCAUAA
Episyrphus balteatus (marmalade hoverfly) is the source of this 3405-nucleotide messenger RNA. It is a transcript of the gene cysu, whose product is annotated as peroxidase. Gene Ontology annotation, molecular function: peroxidase activity; heme binding. The transcript is spliced from 10 exons. NCBI's taxonomy places the organism in Eukaryota, Metazoa, Arthropoda, Insecta, Diptera, Syrphidae. Gene Ontology annotation, biological process: response to oxidative stress. The record is from RefSeq and is a predicted model, not a curated record. The coding region runs from base 599 to 2869 and encodes 756 amino acids.